This is a messenger RNA of Engraulis encrasicolus (European anchovy), 1439 nucleotides long. It is a transcript of the gene bcl2l10, whose product is annotated as BCL2 like 10. The transcript has 3 exons. Gene Ontology annotation, biological process: extrinsic apoptotic signaling pathway in absence of ligand; intrinsic apoptotic signaling pathway in response to DNA damage; regulation of apoptotic process. Gene Ontology annotation, molecular function: protein homodimerization activity; protein heterodimerization activity. NCBI's taxonomy places the organism in Eukaryota, Metazoa, Chordata, Actinopteri, Clupeiformes, Engraulidae. The coding region runs from base 13 to 630 and encodes 205 amino acids. Gene Ontology annotation, cellular component: mitochondrial outer membrane. The record is from RefSeq and is a predicted model, not a curated record.
AGCGAUACAAAAAUGGUAAAGAACGGGAAGUGCUUUGUGAAGAGAGGUUGUCCCUUCGCUCGUCCGUACGUGGAGAAGACUGACGUCGCUGGGAGGAAAAUGUCCUGUUGGUUGUGGAAUGAGACGCUGGAGCUUGCAGAAGAUUACAUCGGUUUCUGCAGCGGGAUCCAACGGACACCUCCCAGCGAGUCAGCUGUAGCGAUGAGACACCUAGCCAAGGAGCUGGAGCAACAGCACAGCUCGAAGUUCCAGUCCCUGUCCCAAACAUUCCUGGGCUCCUGCGGAUCCGACCCGAGCAGCAGCCUGCGGGGUGUGAUGGAGGAACUGGUCGGGGAUGGAAAACUGAACUGGGGGAGGGUUGUCUCCUUAUUCACAUUUACCGGAGUGCUGGUCACUAAAUUGUACACCAGGGAAGGAGGCAGAGACUGUUGCCAGAGACUGGCUCACACAAUAGCAGACUACUUGGGGCAGGAGAAGCGGGACUGGCUGGUGGAGAAUGAAGGCUGGGAAGGUUUCUGCAAGUUCUCGCGGGCAGCUCGGGAGGUCAACCACGAAUCGUCCAUGAAGACAGCACUGUUCGCCGCCGCUGGAGUGGGCAUCGCAGGCCUUACUUUCCUGCUCGUACGCUGAGCUGAGCUGAGCUGGGUCCAGAUAGCAUUUCUCAUCUGCCAUUAAAGUUUCAUCCCUCCCUCACGAGUAGGGUCAGUGUCAGUCACAUCUCAAGAAAGGUGAAUGUUCCCACACACAUGCGCGCACACGCACACACACACACACACGACAACUUUACCUUUUGCUUUUAAAUUAUGAUGACAACAGAUUUCGUAUAACUUAAAAAGGAUGAUUGUAGAAUUGACGACAUGGCCUUCUGAAAUCUUUGGAAAUUUUUACAUAUCUUUUUCUACUGUCAAAGUCUAUUUUGUAAAUGACAACACUUGUCAUUCAUUCACCUCUGUGAUGUGUAAUACCUGAUGAACAGUCUGAGAUUUUGUUUUUGGUGGGAUUUUUUUCCUUUCGAUCAUGUGAACACGGCUGAAAGAAAUCCUCAGUUCUGUUUUCCUUCAUUGACCUGUUGUGGAUGGAACCAUACAUGGCUUGAAAAAGUAAUAUAUUUAUAUGAACUGUAAAACUGUAGCCAAUUAGCAAACAUCAUCACUUUUUUAUUUUUGUUUGCCCAUUUUGACUGAGAUGCUCUUUUAUGAAUUUGGAGUUUUUUUGUCUGUUUUUAAGAAGGUAAGAAACUUGGUGCUAGCUUGUUUCCAUCUGCAAGCAUUCAACGCUCUAGUCCACUAACCUUUUAAGUGACCAAAAUGUCAAAAUUAUUUAUUUAGCAUUUAAGAACAAAUCAUUUCAAUGUCCCAUGUCCCCAAAAAGCAUUAUAUUUUUACAUCAUUUAAUUUAUUUAACACUUUUCUUAAUAAAAAUGGUACAAUAAAAAUGGC